UGCCAAUUGGUUAGCUUUGUCUUCCUGCAGCUGGCGCCCACGAAUCACGAAAUUCCCAUUCAUUUUGUAUCCGUACAGAACCUCGCUGUACCGGAUCGUCCUCAGGAAUACUACCUUUCACUAGCUUCCUGCGCGCCGUGUGCUUUACCGUACGCUUUCAUCCCGUGCAUGCAGAGCCGGCUCGUCGCAUUCCCUCGACCGACCCUGAACCGGCAGCUCUCGCUCGCCUUUGCGUCGCGCCGCCCUUCCUAUCCUUCCAUCCCUUUGAGAGGUACUUGAAAAAGAAAAGAUAAAAAAAAAGUACGAGAGACUCGACAGGUUCCAGACCCGGUUUUUUUUAUUUUAGUUGUUGGUUGGCCGGCCGGCCGCCGCCCCCCCAUUACUGCCUACAUACCUCUUCAAUGAACAGCAAUGUCGGACGUCAGAUCGGAUUCGGGGCUGGGCCUACGUUUUCUCGAUCUGAACGACAAUGAAGACGACAAUAGCCCAUGCAAAGGCCUGCGUCGCAUGAGGAGUCAUCCCAGCAAACCGACUCCUGUGACGCCGCUCGCCUCGUCGCCCCAAGCUUCAACGCCCUCUCUCCCUUCGCCCAUGAGCUCCCGGGUCGGCUUCUCACCUCUGUCACCGCCUCCCCGCCAACACUUUUCAGCACCUGGUCAACAGUUCUCGACCCCCGCGGCUAAGAGCCCUUUGGCGCGCUCGUGGACCGAAGACGACCUUACUGAAUCAGCUCAUUCCAACGACAACACGAAUGAGAACACCCGAGACACCCUCGGUCUCAUUCAGCGACUGAAUGACUUGACCCAGAAGCUGCUUGCGGGUGAAGGUGUCCCCGACACCAGUGUUAGCGCCCUGCACGGAAAGCUAGAUGAGCUAGAGUCGGUUCUGGCGGGAGAGCCGCCUCAAGCAACACCUCAAGGCAAACCAAAAACGUGGCCGCCCAUGGACGCUCAGAGUGUCGAGCACGAGUCCUUGUGGACCUCACCCUCUCACUCGUGGUUCCGAUCCGGCCUGUCAGAGAUAUCACCAUCGUUCCGGAGCUCGUUCAGACGGGACACGCCCUCGCCCGAGCCAACCGUCGAGAAGAAGCCCGCCGUCGACACUUUCCGCAUCGCUUCCGAAGCAGCGAAGCUUAACUCAGAAUUGGAAACCCUUGUCACCAAUCUCAAGGCCCGCCAGGAGGAAUCAGAGCACAUACACCAACUUCUUGUGACUCGCGCAGAACGCGCGGCACAAAGAAUCAUUUUUCUCCAAGGACGAGUACGAGACUUGGAGGAGGAACUACAAGAAAACGACUCUGAACUCACCUACCUUCGCCUCGGCCUCAAGGCCAUAGAAGUGCAAUGCCCAACCGAAAUGGACCCCGACCUCGCCCAAAGCAUCAACAACUGGAAGACCGACUGGUCCGACCUCAAACGAAAACGCUCCAAGCACAAGAGCUUCGACCGCUCCGCUUAUAGCACCCCCGUAGGCACGCCGUUGCGGCGGUGACACUGCCCAGGCCUUGUUUUUAUACCUCGUCUUUAAUGUGUGAUGACUCAAGAGAUAUGAUCGAGUGAUGAAGCCUCAAAAGUUAUCGAGUACCUUGCGGUUACGGCUGAAGCAUAGCAAAUGGUGUUUGGGAAAAAAACAGCAGGAUACACAGUCCGCAAAAAGUAGCGCAUUUCCUCGUCUUAGGUCCCCUUUAGUACAGCAUAGCGGAUACCACCAGAGUCUUGAAUACAGUCUCUUGUUUUGCCUCUUGAGCAUGAAGACAUCGUCUCAGACGACAGCGGAUGAGAGGUGAGCUAUGCGGAGUUGUGAAUGGCUCUUAGUACAACAGAUGAUGAACGCGAUCCGGGCCGCAUCGCACACUUGGGAGGAGACAAAGACGGCCACCGUUGCGUGAUGCUUGCUAGUGACCAUUCUCGUCGAUCUACACACCAUAAGGUUGGCGACUCGAAGAAAAGCAGUACAAUCAGUUGGAAAUUUUGACAAAAAAGAAUGAUCGUGACUUUGGCGUGCUGACCUCAUGGUUUCGCCUGUGUAUAGCCCCGUGGGAACCAUGUUUCCUGGGUCCAUUGUCGGGAAGAGCAGUUGACUCCAGUUGACUCUCUCGCUGUCUCACAUAAAAGUCCCAGACCUACGCAAGAACGACACGGUGUCAUGACAACGCUGGUUCUAACUUAUCGUUGUGUUUGUGCCGAAACCCGUUCGGCAUCUGAUCGCAUUUCACGCGAUGGCAACCCUGCAAUCUCUCCUCCGCAUUGUCUUCACCGCCACCGCCGUGGAUCAACCUCUUUCGCGUCCC
Messenger RNA from Colletotrichum destructivum, 2290 nucleotides. RefSeq lists its product as uncharacterized. The transcript has 3 exons. NCBI's taxonomy places the organism in Eukaryota, Fungi, Ascomycota, Sordariomycetes, Glomerellales, Glomerellaceae. Bases 412 to 1491 code for a protein of 359 amino acids. The record is from RefSeq and is a predicted model, not a curated record.